GGAGUUUCAAGCAGACGACAGCAGCGGCGAUUGUCGUGAUGUUUGCGCUCUCAUCUCGAAGCAAGGCUCUCCAGCGAGAAACCCCCAUCAAAGAUAUAGACGAGCGCACGUUCGUGCAAGUGGACGUGUACUUCCAGGAGCGUUCCCUUGGUGUGCAGUUCACACCCGUUCCUAGCGACGUCGUGGCGCCGUUCCAUCUGCAUGCUCAAGUCGCCGACGUUCACCGACUUCCAAAUGGAGAGCGCAGUCCCAUCGACAUGGCCAACCUGCGAGCGCCAACUCCAUCUCGGCGCGUGAGUCGUGGCAUGCGUCUGAGUUGGAUAAACUCGACUCCUCUGACCCACGUCGCUUUCUCCAGCGUCAUCUCCAUGCUCUCGUCAGCGCGUCGGCCUCUUGUCUUGCGCUUUGAAGACUGUCAUCAACCAAGAGGGUUGUCGGCAUCGCCGCCACCACCACCACCACCACUUGCCCUACCGAUCAUGCCCAGCCUUCCACCACCCACGACGCCUCUUCCACCUCACUCCCUUUCUUGGAUUACUCCAUAUAUUGCAAUGGUUGGCGUCAUCUUUCCCCCAGGACGUCUGGGUCUGCACCUGGCGCCAAUAUGUGACGACGUUAUAUCACGUUGUCACAGCCUAUCGACUCGAAUUGCGGCGCUCGUUCCCCAUCCCCUGGGCGUCCCGACACUCGCCAGUCGGUACAACGCUGUCGCAUAUGACCAAGGCCACAUGCGCUUAACCCCAGGCCUCGCCAUCGCCGCCAUCAAUUUCCACUCUGUCGCAGGACUCUGUCAUUCCGACGUUGUCGAUCGGAUUCGACGGCUCGUACGACCGACGACUUUGCACUUUUGCGACCUCUCCAAAGGAAUUUCUCAUGACGUGGCAGCAUCAGAAACGUCGAGUUUGCCGGUGAGAAUUCCGUGGAACGCUACACCUACCCAACAACUCACCACUUUGGAACAACCACCCGACCACACGUCUAUGGCCACUAGUACUAGUAGUACUAGUAGUACUAGUAGUAGUAGUAUUACUACUAGUACAAAGUUGGUUGUGGGAGCUACAACUGCCGUAGCUCCAUGUGGCAGUUCAUUAUAUAUGGGUAGCCAUGUAUUAGCAAUGGCACGUGUCCACCCAACACCCCCACGAUCUGUGAGACACGCACCAAAUGUCCCGAAUCGGUCCGUGUAUUCGUGGAUAUGGAGCACCCAAGUCGAGUUUUGUGAGAUAUUGUAUGGCAUGAAAACCCAAGAAUACACGGGCUCGGACUUUGCAGAAUUCCACGUCGAACUUGAUGCCAUCCCCCCUGAUGGCGCUUUGGCCAAGUGGAAUGCCAACGCUCCCACGUUGGAGGUGGUGGCAACCAUGCGACUGGUUUGUAUUGGUAACCAAGGCCUGCAACAUAAAUCCUAUGACCAAGUGCUCGCGUUGCUACGAUCAGCCAGUCGCCCUGUAUCUAUAACGUUUGCCGACACGAGCAAAAGCACUGUGGAAGACAAGGAAUACGAAGCGUAUAUGGAAAGCGUGAAACCGGUUGCUGCCACGUCAUCAUGGUGGGGUACCAGUGCAGCAGCGCUGGUCCGCCCAGUACAAUAUUUGGUCCCCAUUUCCAUAUCAUUUAACGAUGGUCCACUUGGAUUGGAAACGCAAGAUGUUUCGGAAACAAGGAGCAACGUUCCGUUAUAUGUCCAAGUACAUGCAAUCGUGCAGAUCCUCGAGUCUGGCGAGUUUGGUCCAGUGUCGCGGUAUAAUUGGUCCCACCCUGCCGCCUUACGACUCCACCCCGGCAUGCGAAUCUACCAAGUGAAUGCCAAAGUGAUGUGGCAAUGUUCUUAUAACGAGGUGCUCGACGCCAUCCGCCACGCCCACCGGCCCGUGGUCGUCGUGUUUGUCAACAUCGACGGCCCAACCUGCUGUGACUCGAUACAAGAGCUCAAAGACACCUCGAUACAAGAACUCAAAGACCACUCGAUACUAGAACAUCAGCAAUUGUAUCGUCGGCACAUGUACCAACUGGAUGCUAUCGACACCCUAGAGGCUGCCCAGGACAUGAGGAGGUUGUACUGGGUGCAGCAGAUUCGCCAUCUCAACCAAUUCCAAGCGCUGGUGGCUGCCAAAGUGCUCCGAAUGAACCGGAUACUGGCGGAUCUAGCCAAUCACAGUGUUGCAUGGCAUCACCGUAUCGCAGAUUUGAACCACGACAGACAACGGUACCAGAGUCUCCUCGAUGCCUUGGCUGCGCAAGCCCAAGGCCAGAUGGACAAUCCAUUGUUGAUUCGAGCCAACCGAUUGGACGAACGGGCGACGAAACUACACGACCGCGUGAGAAAACUAGAGGCGGACCACAAAAAGUUAAAAGUUCGCCAUAAAGGAUUGACCAAUCAGCGUCAAGAACUGGAGGCGAUGCUGCCCAAUGAGGACGAAGAGGAGAAAGUUUCACAAGCACGAAAGACAGCGGCUAAGCUGUUUGAUGUGGAUAUAUUGUUGCCAUUGCAAGAUCAAUUGGCGUUGUUCAAGCGACAUUUCAAAGAUGUGCAGAAGGAAUACCAGCAAGAAGACCGCCGGCGUCAACUCGUGCAGCGCGAAGUCGCGUACAUGCGACAACAUGUGAAAUCGCUCGUCAAAGCCGAAAAAAAGAUGAAAAAAACAGCCAAACUAAAACCUUCCAAAACUGAUACUCGCAUUUCGACCCUACGCGAGAAAUUGAAAUCCAUCAACGACCAACUGGCCGCAGCGGCCGACAGCGGAGAUAACGAGCAUGCUGCCAAGCUAUCCAAGCGCCGUAAGCACCUGACAAAGGAGCUCCGAGCAGCCCUAUACGACCAAGACAAGAAAAAUACUUUAAAAGUGCCUUCGAAAGGGUUUUAUAAGACCAAUAACGUCAUCGCAGAAAUGAAUCAUCCACAGCCCACGACCCCAACAACCAAAGCCCGACCACUGGCUUAUUUCUUUAUUGACGGAACUCUCGAUAAGCACCCGACCAUUUCGAACGAAACAGAUAUAUUUACCAGUGGGUGGAAACACUUCAAGAAGGCGUACCCUCGAUACUGCACUAUCACUACCCACGGAUCCCUAGCUUAUUUCAGGCAGCCAGGGGAUGCCCACGCUCGCGGCGAGCUGAACCUGGCCGACCGGUCGUUGGAAAUUGCAGUCCACGGCUGCGAGUUUACAUUGUGCACAAACACGGAAAGCACGAAAUUCCACGCGAAAUCGACCCGCGACUGUCGAAAAUGGGUCGACGCCAUCCAAGCUGCCAAUGCUCACUUUACCAAAACCCAUAAGUCUAUGACUAAAACAUAACAAAAAGUACACUGUUCAAACCAUGUGGUGGCAGUCCU
This is a messenger RNA of Aphanomyces astaci, 3334 nucleotides long. RefSeq lists its product as hypothetical. Lineage: Eukaryota; Oomycota; Saprolegniomycetes; Saprolegniales; Verrucalvaceae. Bases 39 to 3296 code for a protein of 1085 amino acids. The transcript has 18 exons. The record is from RefSeq and is a predicted model, not a curated record.